Molecule: messenger RNA, 1238 nt
Organism: Frankliniella occidentalis (western flower thrips)
Lineage: Eukaryota; Metazoa; Arthropoda; Insecta; Thysanoptera; Thripidae
Product: dynein axonemal heavy chain 1-like
Exons: 5
Coding region: 424-1224 (266 amino acids)
Biological process (GO): microtubule-based movement
Cellular component (GO): dynein complex
Molecular function (GO): dynein light intermediate chain binding; minus-end-directed microtubule motor activity; dynein intermediate chain binding
Source: RefSeq, a predicted model, not a curated record
GCGGCUUCCAGGACGCGACGGACGACGGCGAGCCCGCCGCCCCGCACUGGGUGCACUGGAUGCAGGGCGAGGAGCCCUUUGUCAUACCCAAGGAGAUCCGCUAUUCGGACAUCGAGGUGCCGACUCUCGACACGCGGCGCAGCGCCGCCAUGCUGGGGCUGCUAGUGACGCAGGGGCACAAUGUGGCGUGCGUGGGGCCUACGGGCACGGGCAAGACCCUCACGGUGGUGGCCAAGCUCGACCGAGGGCUGCCCGACAAGUACAUCGCCGACUUCCUCUGCUUCUCGGCGCGCACUUCCGCCAAGCAGACUCAGGUGUGUUGGCGCGUCUAAUUUUCCUCGGAGAGCCGGCCAGCCAAUGUGUGACACGUGAAGCGUGGCUUGUGUCGCCGGAAAAGGCGCGCCCGACUGACUCUGGACGGAUAUGAUAGAUUGGCUGAAAUCACGCCCACAGGACGUGAUAGACGCCAAGUUAGAUCGGCGAAGGAAAGGGGUGUUCGGGCCGCCUCCCAACAAAAGACAACUCUUGUUUAUCGACGACUUCAACAUGCCAGCCCUGGAGGUGUACGGCGCGCAGCCCCCCAUCGAGCUAAUUCGCCAAUGGCUCGACUUUCAAGGCUGGUAUGAUCGAAAGGCCGUGGGCGAGUUCCGGCAGAUCGUCGACGUCAACCUGAUUGUGGCGAUGGGUCCGCCAGGCGGUGGUCGCAACCCUGUCACUCCCCGGGUAAUGCGCCACUUCCACUACUUGUCCUUUACGGAGUUGCAAGAAGACAGCAAGAUGACCAUCUUCGGUACCAUCACCCGCUGGUGGCUGUCGCGCACCCAGACCCUGGCUGACGAGGAGGAGCGCCUGGUGCGCGCCAGUCUGGACGUCUACGACGUGGUGCUCCGGGAGCUGCUGCCCACCCCGACCAAGACGCACUACACGUUCAACCUGCGCGACCUCAGCAAGGUGUUCCAGGGAGUGCUCAUGGCCGACCCGAAGAACGUCGCCUCGCUUGAUCAGCUGCUGGUGCUCUGGUACCACGAAAACCUCCGCGUCUAUCAGGACAGGCUGGUGGACGACAAGGACAGGGCGUGGUUCAGCGAGCGACUGCGGGCCGUGAUGCGGACGCGCUUCAACCAGGAUCCCGUCGGCGAGGACCCACUGUACUUUGGUGAACUGUCCAAUCCGGAACGGGAGUAUGACAGAAUCACGGACGUGGACAGGGUGAGCCUUUACUAGGAAUAGUCAGGUAA